CUGAGGGCCUUUCAUGUUAAGACAGAAAAGAAAACGAGUCAAGAAACUUUUGAAGCAAUCGUUAACCUCAGUCCGUGGGUCAACUACACGUUCAGGGUGAUAGCUGUCAAUCGUCGGGGCGCUGGACUUCCUGGUUACAAAAGAGCAAUGUGCAACACGCCCCCGUCCUACCCUUAUACUAACCCUGAGAAAGUCAGUGCCGCCGGAGACCAACCAGAUAAUCUGGUGAUUUACUGGGAGCCCAUGGAUAAAAUGGACUGGAACGGCGAUCGCUUCCGCUACCUCGUAAGGUACAAGCUGGAUGAACCCGGUGCGCAGUGGGAAGAGUUCGAAGUUGAAGAUCCGUUACAGAAUAGCGUGACCAUCAGGGACCAGCCAACGUUUAGAAAAUACCUGGUGCAAGUUGUGGCCCUGAAUGCGAUUGGCAGGUCUCUGAUGGAACCGCAGACAGCGAUUGGCUACUCCGGCGAAGACGUUCCACUGAAAGCUCCAAAGUCGUUGAAGAUCGCUGAAAUCGUCAAUUCGACCGCUGUUCGACUUCAGUGGGAACAUGUGGAUAUGUCAGCAAUCAGAGGUCACUUUCAAGGCUACAAGAUUCAAAGUUGGCUCAUUUUGACCGGCUAUCAGCAAGUGACGGAACGCCUGAAAGACGUGUUGGUGCCCGCCAAUUCAAACACUGUUCUGGUAGACUUGUAUGAACCAAUGAACACGUAUGAAGCGGUGGUCGUCGCGUACAAUGGCAAAUUCGACGGACCCCCGGGAGAAGUGGUUUACUUUACAAUGCCGGAAGGAGCUCCUAGCGCAGUUCGUGAUUUAACCGUAAAAUCGCUGGGAUCUUCUGUGAUUAGUAGCAAAUGGAAUGAACCCGCUGAACCGCGUGGCCGCUUGCGCGGUUAUUAUCUAUCAUUUUCCGCUUCUGAGAACAACAGCGAUGACAAGGAAGAGGAAACAUGGGUUCCGUACCCUCGAUCGAGUCAUCUUUUUGAAUCGGCAAAGGCGGACACCGCAUACAUUGUGUCGGUUUGGGCAGAAACAGGCGGAGGCGAGGGGGCGAAGACAUCGAUGAUGGUCAAAACUUGGGGCUACGAAAACCCAGGGAAACCCGAGAUGAAGCUCAAUUUAUUAAGCUCAAGCGACGUUGAAGUCACGUGGAUUCCGUCAGAAAUUGGUCUGCCAGGAACAGCUUUCAUGGUGAACUACUCAAUGAUUGGCUCUGGUAUCUGGCAGACAAGUGAUUUGGUGCCAAUUCCGGAAAAUCGACUGAUUAUUAAACAGCUGAAGCCUAAUUUCGACUAUACAGCUGUAUUGAUUGCAAGUGAUGGCGACAGAUAUACGGAGUCGGACCCUCAGUUUUUCAGGACGGUAAAUACCACCAUUCUGGGACAGGUUGUCACCAUAGAAAAAAGUCUCACCGGCAUCGCCUGGUUCAUUGCCGUUGUUUCGGCUGGGACUGUAGCAGUCGUAGUAAUCCUGGUACUUUAUGUGUUCUACAGAAACAGGGGUGGCAAAUAUUCAGUAAAAAAGAAGGAAAUCGAACGAGGCACAAAUCUUAACCGCGACGAGGAAAGGUGUUUCAUGGAGUACCAGUAUGGUUGCGGAUCGUCGGAUAUCACCACAUAG
Molecule: messenger RNA, 1620 nt
Organism: Soboliphyme baturini
Lineage: Eukaryota; Metazoa; Nematoda; Enoplea; Dioctophymatida; Soboliphymatidae
Source: the annotation of a GenBank genome assembly